UAAAAUGAGUAAUGGGUUAGUUAUCGUCAUUCAUGUCACUCAUCAAAGAAUAGAUAAAGAUAAUAAAAAUUAUCUAUUUCUGAGGUGCUCGUAAUCAGUCUUGUAGUCGUAUCGUUUAGAAUUUUAAAUCAGUCAUCAAUAAUAUUAUUAUACAAACACUACGGCAUUGACUAUUGAUUAUUGACUCAUUAAUAUUUAGGAUUUGAGGCGUUAUCGGUGAGUCACAAAGCAUGAAAAGAUAUAAUAAUUAAGCUACAAUCUAAAAUGGCGAACUUUUCAUCGCCAAUGCCGUCCAGAGAGUUCUUAUGGGACGUGUUUCAAAGGGUUGACAAAGAUAGAAGUGGAUUCAUCUCGUCUGAUGAACUUCAAAUGGCACUCUCCAAUGGAACUUGGACACCAUUUAAUCCAGAAACUGUACGUCUUAUGAUUGGUAUGUUUGACAAGCACAAUCGAGGUACUGUAUCUUUUGACGACUUUGGUGCCCUGUGGAAAUAUGUAACUGAUUGGCAAUCGUGUUUUCGAUCAUUUGACCGAGAUGGUUCUGGCAAUAUAAAUGUAUCCGAACUCAAAGAUGCUCUGUCAUCGUUUGGUUAUAGACUCGGCGAACAAAUUGUUUCAGUUAUGCUUAAGAGAUUUGACCGCUUUGGUCGUGGCACUAUACUUUUUGAUGAUUUCAUUCAAUGCUGUGUUGUGUUACAUACGCUAACUGCUGCAUUCCGUCAAUUUGAUACUGAUCAAGAUGGAUAUAUUACUAUUCAUUAUGAACAAUUUUUAAACAUGGUAUUUGGUUUAAAAAUAUAAAUGAACUUCAUUGUUAAUGGAGUUUUUUUUGUCUUAUAAGACGAUCAGUAUAAAGAAUAACUUAUAAUGAAAUAUGAUGUAAAAUAUAAUAUUUCAGUUAGAUGAUUACUU
This is a messenger RNA of Rhopalosiphum maidis (corn leaf aphid), 912 nucleotides long. Its product is annotated as programmed cell death protein 6. The transcript has 4 exons. Gene Ontology annotation, molecular function: calcium ion binding. Lineage: Eukaryota; Metazoa; Arthropoda; Insecta; Hemiptera; Aphididae. The record is from RefSeq and is a predicted model, not a curated record. The coding region runs from base 265 to 801 and encodes 178 amino acids.